CCACAGUAUUUUGUUCUGUUUUGCUUUGGUUUUAAUGAGGAUAAGAAGACCCAUCUUGUUCUGGAGGGACGGUUGGGACGCCUAGAGAACGGAUGAGUGUUCUCCAAAGAGGUGCUGCACUCCAGUAGCACAUAGGCCCGGACUAGAGGGGGUAGGGAUGCCCCAACUGCUGAGACAGUUCAUCUGCAGAGUGGCCCUGAAACAGCACAGGGUGGUCUUGCUGAGCUCGCUCGAACCUGUGGUGGAGGGAUCAUCAGGACUCUGCAUGUGGCCCCACCUUCAGCUCCCAACACCAGCCCAGAGGCCUCUCGCCCGCGCCCCUCCCGGGACCCACGUGACUUCCUGAAAGCCCAGGGCGCCGCCCCUCCUGUCCAGUUUCAUUUCCUUCGCUGCUACCCGAGCACCAAGCGCGGUGGUGUCGGCUGCUGUCCCCGCGCGUCCCGUCGGGUGCCCCCAGGAGCGCGAUGGCCGAGCUCUUUCCUCUGGCCGAAGAGCUGUCGUGCUCCAUCUGCCUGGAGCCCUUCAAGGAACCCGUCACCACCCCGUGCGGCCACAACUUCUGCAGGUCGUGCCUGGAUGAGACGUGGGUCGUCCAGGGCCCGCCGUACCGGUGCCCGCAGUGCCGCACGGUGUACCAGGUGCGCCCGCAGCUGCACAAGAACACGGUGCUGUGCGCAGUGGUGGAGCAGUUCCUGCAAGCCGAGCAGGCACGGACGCCGGUGGACGACUGGAUCCCCCCUGCCCGCUCCGCCACUUCCAGCUCAGCCACCCAGGUAGCCUGUGACCACUGCCUGAAGGAAGUCGCGGUGAAGACGUGCCUCGUGUGCAUGGCCUCUUUCUGCCAGGAGCACCUGAGACCGCACUUCGACAGUCCCGCCUUUCAGGACCACUCCCUGCAGCCACCGGUCCGCGACCUGCUGCGCCGCAAAUGCCCCCAGCACAACCGUCUUCGGGAAUUGUUUUGCCCCGAGCACGGCGAGUGCAUCUGCCAUGUAUGCCUGGUAGAGCACAAGACCUGCUCCCCUACACCCCUAAGCCAGGCCAGCGUCGACCUGGAGAGCAAACUGAGGCAUAAGCUCACCAUCAUGUACAGUCACAUCAGCGGAGCAUCCAAAGCGCUGGAGGAUGUGAGAGCCAAGCAGCAGAGUGUGCAGGACGCUAUGAACAGGAAGAUGGAACAGCUGAGACUAGAGUAUAUGGAAAUGAAAGCUGUCAUUGAUUCGGCGGAGACCAGCUCCACACGCAAGCUGAAGGAGGAGGAGAAGAGGGUCUUCGGAAAGCUGGAGACCAUCUACCAGGUUCUUGUCAAGAAGAGGAAUGAGAUGCAGAAACUGAAGGCGGAGGUGGAACUCACCUUGGCCAAAGCAGACGAAUUUGAGUUUCUGGAGAAAGCUGCAAAAUUGCAAGGGACGUCAACGAAACCAGUCUACAUCCCCAAGGUAGACGCAGACCAUGAGUUGAUAAAGGGGGUCUACCAGAGCGCACUGGACCUCAAGGGUGAGCUGAGGCGCUCCCUCAAGCAGCUACAGAAGAAGGUUGAGGAGUCCCCUGGCUCAGGUGACCUGGGAGAUCAGGGUACAGAGUCCACACCCAAGGCCACGCGCCCUGCGAAGAAGACCCCACAGGAAAAGAAGACCAAGAAAGCCUCUGCUCCUACUGGCCCCAGCCAAAGCUCUUCCCCAUCCAACAAGUUUCCCACCUUUGGAGCUCCUGGAGAGUCAAUGGACUUUAAAACAACUGUCCCUGAGGCCACACCCAAACCCAACACCCCACAGCCAAACUCUGCUGCACUCAAAAAUAAGGUCCUAGAAAACUUCUUAGCCAAGUCCAGAGCUGAGCUUCUGGAGUAUUUCGUUAAAGUUGUCUUCGACUACAAUACUGCUCACAACAAAGUGAUCCUUUCAGACAACUACACCACCGCUUCUGUGGCUGAUGGGCUCCAGCACUACCGGUCACAUCCCCAGAGGUUCACCUACUGCUCUCAGGUUCUGGGGCUGCACUGCUAUAAAAAAGGCAUUCACUACUGGGAGGUGGAGCUGCAGAAGAACAACUUCUGUGGCGUAGGCAUCUGCUAUGGCAGCAUGGAGCGGCAGGGCCCCGAGAGUCGGCUGGGCCGGAACGCCAACUCAUGGUGUGUGGAAUGGUUUAACAACAAGAUCUCUGCCUGGCACAACAACGUGGAGAAAACUCUGCCCCCCACCAAGACCACGCGAGUCGGUGUACUUCUCAACUGUGACCACGGCUUCGUCAUUUUCUUUGCUGUCACAGAAAAGGUCUAUCUGAUGUACAAGUUCAAGGUGGACUUUACUGAAGCCCUGUACCCAGCCUUCUGGGUGUUCUCUGCGGGUACCACGCUUUCCAUCUGCUCCUCCAAGUAGGCAGGCCACUAGGCCAGCCUCAGACACUUGGACUUGCUGGGGAACAUCCAAGACUGGUAAAAAACGCUGUAAGGGCGGGGGCUUCUACUUGGAGAACUUCUGAGUCCCCAACAGAUAUGAGAUUGGGAGGGGAGCUGGGGAAGAGGCAGAGAGAAUAAAUAGGGGAGAUUUGGCUCAGAAAGGGGUGGGGUGACUGUCUUGUGGGUGGGGAAGCCUAUCUACCUCCUGGUGCCCUGAGGGCAGGAUGAGCUCCUCCCAGUGUUCUGGGGAAUCUCAGGCUGCUAGCCACUGGGGCCAAGCUUCAGAGAGUAAAAUCAUUAGUGCCUCUGUUGUCUUACAGAAAAUCUGUAGCCAUGUUUUUUCUCCGGUGAUGGAUGGCUACUGUCUGGGGUAGCCUUCAGACCUUCGGGUUUUGAUUAUGCUCUAGAUUAAAAAAAAAAAAGCCAGGUGCAGUAGUACACGCCUUUAAUCCCAGCACUUGGGAGACAGAGGCAGGCAGAUCUUUAUGAAUUCAAGGCCAACCUGGUCUACAUAGUGAGUUUCAGGACAGCCAAAGCUACAUAGUGUGACCCUGUCUCAAAAAACAAUAACAACAAAAAAAUCCAGUUUUUGAGUUCAGUGUAUAUAUUCUGUCUCUGGCGCUAGGUAUUGAAUCCUACGGCCUUUCUAUGCUCUACUGCCGAGCUUCAUCUCUACUCUGAAUUUCCACAUAACCCUUCCUCCCAGGAACCUUUUGUAGAUAAGGCUUCAAACUCUGAUCUGAAUCUGCCUGUGUCGAUUUUUGUCAAGGUAACCCCCAUCCAGGUGAGAUGGAGCCUCUCCCUCUCCAAGGGGCAUCUCAGCAGGGACAUGUUGACCGUGGCCAUGGAGCUGGAGGCCUUUCUUCCCAUAGCCUGUGCUGGGAGUGGGGGUAGGGAAGCAGAACCUUGGCUGGCUUAAUGGGAGCCUGAUGGCUCUGCUCUUACUUAAUGUCUUGCCUUGACAUUAGUAAGUCGGCAGUAAUGUUCCCUCUCCUCUGGAUUGUAGAUACUGGGCUGUGGCUAUAAAGGCCACCAUUUGCCUUCCGUGGCUACUACAGUUAAGUGGCCAGCCACACCACAUUCCCAUUCCCUACCGUCAUGCAGAUGGGCUGUGUGUGGUUGCCGCAGGAGCCAUGCUAGAUCACCCACUGAGGUGACUACCUGUUGCCUGAGGGACCUGUGGGAGACAGCCGUAUUCCUGGUUUUCCCUAGCCACAGACUGCAGGCCCAGUGAUGAGUCCGAGACCCAUCUCCUAACCUGGUCCUUUCUGCUGUCUUCCUCAUUUGAGCCAAUUGCUGAUGCUCAUGUAGACCCAACUGUAGGUUAGGAGGACUUUUAAAGAUAAGAAAAACAAAACAAGGAAGGUCCAGCCAGUGGCUGUUUUUUCUGGAGUCUUUCAUGCAGUGAAAAUAGCCCAGACCACUAAAGGGUGGGGAUGGAUGACUGGGAUCCCCCCACCCUCCUUCUGUACUGAUGUCAAAUCCAGAAGAUAUGAGGAUUUGGCCUCAGAAUGACAGGAGUCCAGCUCUCUUUCCUAAGUGGGGCGCUCCCUCCUGUGCCUUCCUAUGAAGAAGAGAGGUCACCAUAGGGAAGGUAGGGCCCCUAGACCUUUCACAUGGAUGGAUAUUUGAGAGCAUAACUCAUCUCAGAUCUUGUAAUGGAAUUCCAGGACUCUUAGCAUUGGCAUUCCUGACAGAUGCGUGAUCUGUGUCCUCUCCCAGAAGAAUGUUCUGUUCUCUGGGAGCAUCUUUGCAGGGAAUAUGUCUCUGUGGAUGAUAUGUGGGCUUUGAAAGGUUUUUUUCCUUUGCUGCACAAAUUCUUGGUGAUGCUUCUCCGAAUUUGAAGAUGUCCAAAAGCAUCUUCACUGAAAUUCUGAAACAAAGCCUUGUUUGGAACCAAGUUAGACUUGGGAAACAUCUAGGUCUAGAGAAGUAGAAUGCCAAGGGUUAACUGAAGGGUCCCACUUGGGCUGUUCUGCAGAAAUGAGACCGAUAGCCAAGACUUCCUGGGCAGCUCAGGCUGGGAAGGCAUGUGUCUCUCUGUUUAUGAAAGAGCCAAGCAGGCGACCAAAGCCCAGAGGUGUUUGGAGUUGUAAGUGGAGGAGUGUACCCUUGCUCUCUGAUACCUUUCUGUUUGCAAUGGUAAGACCUUACCUUAACCACAAGCGUUUCUGGAAUCCGGUACCAGAGGGUCCUAGAAUGGACAGAACCUGUGUAUCCAUCUCACUUCUUCUUUUGCACCAUCAGGAAGGUAGGAAGAUGGAGGAUGGCACUCUUCACCCCUCUUGUCAUUCCAGGGUGGAAGAGAUGCCUAACACGGGUGACAGGAAAACCCUGGGGCCCUGUGGACAUACAGAGAUUGCCAGAAACGUUGAUGUAAAAUCCUAUCCUAGACCCAGGUGCUGGGUACUGUCUCAGUCACUCUGGCGUGAUAAGCUGAAGGUCAAAGUCUUUGUAUUAUUCAAGACUGGCUGGCUAAUCUUUUUAAUUACUUGGAGAUUGAUUUUCAAUCUAUUACUAAUAUCGAUAUGUUACCUUUUACACCAUUUACUUCCCUCUCUUGAUUUUAAUCGAUUAGUAAUGUUUUAGUUAAUGACUUCUUGGACUUAGUGUUUUAGAGGUGAUUCAUUAUCAAGAUAAUCAUCAUAAACAGGGCAAGGCUGGCUGUUGUACCUUACUUUGAAUGCAGGAAGCAGAAAUCGGUAUCCCCUCUGGAUUGAGGUGUGGGUGGAAGAUGUUGUCACUCAAGCUGAAAUCCACUGAUGAGGUACCCACCCCUUGAAAGCUACUGCUCAGGGCCUCUGGGUGCUCAGGUUCCACUCCAGACUUACGAUCCCUUGAAGUCUACCAUAGUGUAGUGAUGAUUUCAGGGAACUUUGGGUAAAAAAUGCUCAGAGAGCGGGUGUGUGGGCUUAGCUUCAAGAUAGUGCCAGGGUGGAACAUUGAUGAAAAGUAAGCCCCACUUGAGUAUUGAGUAACCAGCAAGCAGAGGUAGGAACCUGGGGCUCAUUUUCUUAUUCUCCCUGCCAUUGCAUAGGCUUGAACAUUUCUAUCAUGAAAAGUUGAAUAGUGAAAUGGAAAAAUGGCCCAGACCAGAGAUGGACCCUGUUCAUGAUGUUUUCUACAAAGGAAUAGGUGUCUCAGGACACGUAGAUACUUUGUUUGCUAUUGAAGGAUUUGGCUGGCCUUUGUUCCUGGUUUGGGGGUGUGGGGGGGUGUUAAGUCCUUGGAAUUUCCUGAGAGGAUGGAGUGUCAUUGUUAUUUGUCUGCCUUGUGGGUCACAGUGGAAUUUUUGUCAAGAGAGGAGAUGACCCAGGAUGGCAGCUGGCCACUCUAAAGCCCAGCUUGAUGAUUGAUCGGAGGGUUGGGGCAUUGAGCUCCAAGGACCCCUUUAAAGAAGAAGAGAGAACUGGGGUUUGAGGUCAGUCGGAGACCUCUGGGAAUCCUGCCGGUAAACAAUGGUUCAGUUCCAGCUCUGGUGGAGACCUGAUGCAACUUCUCUACAGAUGAACACAUACGUGCCUGUGCUUCAGGCUGAUGUAUUCUUGUCCUGGACAAGGAAGGACAAGGAAGCUCUGUGCUUCAGACCCUUCCAGACCUUGCCCUGUUUGUGUUCCUAUGUGACUGUUUCUGAUUCUUUUCAUUUCAAUAAAGUUCAAAUCAUAAAUACAGUA
Molecule: messenger RNA, 6072 nt
Organism: Peromyscus californicus insignis
Lineage: Eukaryota; Metazoa; Chordata; Mammalia; Rodentia; Cricetidae
Gene: Trim25
Product: tripartite motif containing 25
Exons: 9
Coding region: 465-2378 (637 amino acids)
Molecular function (GO): protein binding
Source: RefSeq, a predicted model, not a curated record